UGUUACUGUACGUUCAGUGUCAAGGCUGGGCCCCUGGUGUGCAGUUCUGAGGGGCGUGAUCGUCAAUCCACUGAAAAAUGAGACCGAGGCUGAAGCUCCGAAUCUGUUUCGCUUUUAGCUUUCUGUUGCUGUGCCAGGCUCAAGAUUGUGAGAUUUAUCGUGUGAGAGGCUUCGAAAUCCCGUUGGAUGUCGGUUCAAGAAAUGUAUCCGUUUUCCUUAAAAGGUCAAUGAAAAUCUGGAUCUCCUUUGAACAAUAUGAUGGACUGAGUUCAACCGAUAGAAAGUGGCAUCAUUUGACCACCAUGAACAACGGAUCUCACUUCUGUGUUGUGGCUCCAACGCUCCUUGGCACCGAGACAUGCAGUAAUCUUAAGAACGUGAUAAUCCUUCGUACAAGUUCCACGACUUCCUGGAAGCUGGACUGCCCUGGUGUCGCUGAGGCGCCACAAGGCUCUCCGCAGUGUCGCCGUCACCAGCUUCACGCCGUGUAUCUCGGUCUUGAUUCCGUCCCAGCUUCGUUCUACUGGAAGCCUAACGCCGUGGCCACGGGUUUAGCGGCGUCGGAUAAGGACAAUUCACGGCAGGUUUGGGCGAAGAACACGACUACCUGGAAGGAUGUCACCUUAGGUCGCGAUGCCGGUGGUGAAUGCCAUAGCAAAGUCCGGCCCUGUCAAGUCUGCAGUAAACGCCUGAACAUAAGUUUUCCGUGCGCUCAAAAAUUAACAAGUGAAGACUUUAUAACUUUUGAGAGUAUUAAUGAGGGUAUCAUCAAGAGUACAAGUUCCUUUGCCCUGAACUGCAGUGGUUUCCCAGACGAAACCGUCGCCGGAUCGCCCUCGUCCAGCGAUGUUUCUCCGGAGACGAAUCCUUGGAAUGUGUUGGCGAUCGUCGGCGCAGUCGCCCUGGUCGUCAUCGCCGUCGCCUUGGUCGUAGUAAAGGUGAGGAAGUCCAGGUCGUCGAGACAGGCCGCGAUUACCGCCGACUACCUGCACGACCCCGGCCGCGAUGACGACCGAAAGGACGACCACGACUAUUGCUACAUCGAUUUGACCGCCUUGAACGCCCAGCUGGAGGAGGAGAGGAAGGCGACGCACGCGGAGCACGACGGAGAGACGACCAGCCUGCGCAGCCACGACUCCGAGAACUCCACGUACGGGGAAAUCCUUUCAGAUGUAUCGCAGAGAGAGGGGGUGUGAGGGGAGGGGAGGGGGGGGAGGAAAACUGCAUCGCAAGCAAGGAUCUUCAGUUUGAAUUCCUGCACUUUGCCAAGAUUGAAACCGAAUGUAUCAAAAAGCAGACAAACCCUUCGUACAAGGAAUAAGCGAAAACUAAUAUGUGACGUUUCGAGUCAGAUCGUUCUCCUCAUCAGGCCACUUCGGUUUACCGUCUGGCAGGGAGUCCAAAAAUACUCGAAACGUUACGAUUGAAACAGCCAAAUGGUUAAAGCUCCUUUCGUUCUCCGUGUCUGUUCCAUUUCGUCAAAAUAUGUUGGUAUUUCUUUCACGCAAUUAUGAUUCCGAGGCAUAUUUCCAAAUCAUAACAGUAAUGCUAAUGAUGAUCAGUAUCAUAGAUAUAUGGUUAAUGAUACUGGUAGCACUAAUAUUACAAUUAACUGUAUUACCAAUCAAAAUUAUCAGUGCUAUUUCUUUAUCACCACCAUCAUAAUUUAUAACAAAUAUUAUUGUUACUAUUUUCAUUAAUAUUACAUUGAAACUCCAUGAUUGUACUCUUUUGCAAGUGACGUGCCUUGUCAUCAACUAUGCUAAAAAGCUACACUAAGAAAAGACGGUAAAGAAAUUCGGAAAUACGUAUUUGUUCUCUUUCUCUUCCUCUCUCUCUCUCUUCCUCUCUCUCUCUCUUCUUCCUCUCUCUCUCUCUUCUUCUCUCUCUCUCUCUCUUCCUCUCUCUCU
Messenger RNA from Penaeus monodon (black tiger shrimp), 1910 nucleotides. RefSeq lists its product as uncharacterized. NCBI's taxonomy places the organism in Eukaryota, Metazoa, Arthropoda, Malacostraca, Decapoda, Penaeidae. The record is from RefSeq and is a predicted model, not a curated record. The transcript is spliced from 6 exons. The coding region runs from base 78 to 1196 and encodes 372 amino acids.